AUGGGUGGUCUGGUGACAUGGAAAAUCCUUAAGGAAUUUGUAGAUCGGUUCUUCCCUAGAGAUAUGAGGGAGGAGAAAGUGACAGAGUUCAUCAAUCUUCUCCAAGGAGGGAAGAGUGUUCAUGAGUACUCUUUCGAAUUCGUUAAAUUUUCCAAAUAUGCUACAUCUUUAGUCUCCGAUCGAAGAGACCAAAUGAGCCGUUUUGUGAUGGAGCUUUCGGAGGACAUACAAGAGGAGUGCCAAUUAGCCAUGCUACAUGACAACAUGACCAUUUCCCGUAUUAUGGUAAAAAGUUUUAGUUCACCAAAGAAGAAGCCAACUUAUGGGAAGUUUGGUAAAAAGCACUAUGGUGAGUGCCUUAAGGGGACAGAUAAUUUCUUUAGUUAUGGAAAGAGUGGUCACAAAAUGAGAGAUUGUCCAAACUUGAAGAGUCACGUCAAUGGUAGUGGCCAAGCUCAAGCAAGUGGUUCUAGUGAUGUUCCAAAAAAGAACCGCUUCUAUGCUCUCCACUUUGUGGGUGAGCAAGAUACCCCUCCCGACGUGGUGACCAGUACCUUAAAAAUCUUUACUUUUGAUGUGUAUGCUUUAAUUGAUCCGGUUUCUACUUUGUCCUUUGUUACACAACUAGUAACUAAAAAGUUUGAUGCUUUACUCGAUAUUUUGCAUGAGCCUUUUCUAGUGUCUACUCCAGUGGGAGAGUCGUUAGUUGCUAAAAGAGUCUAUCGAAAUUAUCCUAUUUGA
Molecule: messenger RNA, 741 nt
Organism: Solanum lycopersicum (tomato)
Lineage: Eukaryota; Viridiplantae; Streptophyta; Magnoliopsida; Solanales; Solanaceae
Source: RefSeq, a predicted model, not a curated record